AUGGAUCAUAUCGGUUCUCUACCGUUGACGAUCGUGUACGUGGUGCCCUAUACGGUUAGCUUUAUGAUCCUGCUGCAGUACUACAGCGUGUUUGUGCACUUGUGGUCCUGCCUGCGAAAGCUUAACAUUAAGCUGACUCCCAUCGUGCAGGGAUAUGGAUAUUUACCCUACACUGGAGAGUCCGUUACCUUUCUCAAUCUUACUCGUAACGGAAAAGACGACCCAAUGAGUCCACAGCAGGAGGUUAUUGAAAAAUUGCGAAUGGUUCACCUGAAAGCGAUGAACGUGGCAGGUAAUGUUAACACUAACUUUGGUCUCGUCAUCAUCUUGAUUGUGGUGGCCGUUUUUGCCAGCAUCAAUGUGGAGCUGCUGGAGCUCUAUCAGUACAUCAAAAACGGCCGGAUAGGUCCUGGUCACAUCGUGCUGAAGUUUUUGUACACUUGCUUUAAAUUUUUCUUCUACUAUCUCAUCGCCCAUCCUAAUAGGAUGAUUCAAAGUGAGAACGAACAAACGCUUAUCCUCCUCUAUUCGAUACGGAAAACAGCUUGCUCCGAUGAAACGAAUAGUGCGAUUGAACACUACGUUUCUCAAAUUUCUAAUCUGCGUAACGUUCAUCAAGCAUGCGGAAUGAUUGAUCUGGAUAUGAAGCUUAUCUCGAACGUAAGUGCAUCUUUGUAG
Messenger RNA from Anopheles aquasalis, 678 nucleotides. Its product is annotated as Gustatory receptor 59f. Gene Ontology annotation, cellular component: membrane. The record is from RefSeq and is a predicted model, not a curated record. NCBI's taxonomy places the organism in Eukaryota, Metazoa, Arthropoda, Insecta, Diptera, Culicidae. Gene Ontology annotation, biological process: sensory perception of taste.